Molecule: messenger RNA, 907 nt
Organism: Dothidotthia symphoricarpi CBS 119687
Lineage: Eukaryota; Fungi; Ascomycota; Dothideomycetes; Pleosporales; Dothidotthiaceae
Exons: 2
Coding region: 59-637 (192 amino acids)
Source: RefSeq, a predicted model, not a curated record
CUUGUACGUCACGCUCGCUUCUUAGCCUCGCACAGCAUCGUGCUAGCGAGAAGACAUCAUGACAACCAACGAUAUCUCCGAGCCACCGCAACCACAGCCAGCAGAAAGACGGCGAAGACAGCGAAGAAAUCCCAAAUGGGAGCCUAGAUUCAAGCCUGUGGUGAAAUUGAAAGUCGAGGACCUCCAGCGUGCCUGCGAAGCAUGGGACAUGCAAUUACCGAACGAUGAACAAACACCAGAAACUUUACAAAUACUUACAGAGAUUCUUUUCAAAGGGAAUGUUGAUCUCCAGCAGGCCUUUGUACUACAAUACGCCCACAAUUUUCUCUUCAGCGCGAUACAAAGGUUACUAGGCCAACUUGGCUGUGGCCUCAUUGCCUUUAAGUUUGGCCGUGGAGCCCAGCCACCUAUCGAAGCGCACCUUCGGAAAGGACUCACGAAACCCCUCCAUCGAUUUCCAGAAUGGCUCAAUGACUAUGUGGUUCUCAAGCCGUACCAAGCGUUGGAAAUUAUACACGACUCGCCUGCGCAUUCGUGUCCGCCUUGCAGCCCCAUCUCCAGCUCCAGCCUUCACACGACUGCACAUGCUGUCAACCACGCGGCGCCUUGCGAAGGGGAAGGACAGCCGGCAGCCUGAUGUCGCAGACAGGUAUUGACCACACAGGAUCUGGUGUACUGGCACAGUAGAGGCAGGGAGGGGCUGUAUAGAGCGGUCAUGUUGCUACUCGGGAGGAAGAGGAAGGGGCAGAUCAGGUGGAGUGAUGUGUGGUUGCAGGGAUAGCUCAAUGCGGUUAGUACCUACGACUUAUCACUCCACUGUACCGUUAAUAGACGCGACUGUGAGCUUUGAACGAUGGAUAGAGUUUGGUCUGUAUCCUAUCUCCUCUGCAUUGUCAUUUCAGCAGGU